Molecule: messenger RNA, 1785 nt
Organism: Cuscuta epithymum
Lineage: Eukaryota; Viridiplantae; Streptophyta; Magnoliopsida; Solanales; Convolvulaceae
Source: the annotation of a GenBank genome assembly
CUGAUGGUAUUCUGCAAUACGGAGUUGAGAUAGAGAGAGAGAGAUAUAUAUAUGUCUUCAAAAAAACUGAACAAAUUAGCAAGUUACGACACUUCAUAAAAGAAAAAAAAUGAAAAAGAAUAGGAAAGUAAAAGGAGAAAAGAAAUGAAUGAAAGUAGAUGUUGAGCAUUAUGGCAGCAUUUAGUCAAACAAUUUAUAAUAAGAAUGUAGAAUUGAAGAAGAAAAACUAUGUUUUCUACUAUUAAAGUUCUGCAUUUUUAUUAUUAAAGCUCGCCUAAACAUUUCAUUGAACAACAUGUGUGCAUAAUAUACUUAGAGUACAUGAGCCCUAUCUUAACCCACUGGAUUUAAACAUCUUUAAUAAAAACAUGAUUUCCAAUGGACUCCCGAAUAGAUUGAGAGUGAAUAUAAGAGCAUUAGAUUUUUUAAAAAACACAAACGGCAGCCAUCUUAAGGUAGAAUAUAUUUCAUCUUCUUAAAUUUAUAACAACUAUAAUUCUGGUUAUUGUUGAAGGAAAUUACUUUAAUGUGCAUUCGUUAUAGAUAGAAAGUGUACCUAGGGAUUAUAUGUAUUGAGCUAAUUGGCCCAUUGGCCCACUCCUUGUAAAACCCUAAUCCCUCCUAUUUAAAGGGGGCUUACUAAUGGAAUGAACACACCUCUCUCACUUCCCUAGAACACGUUAUCAGCACGUAGCACUAAACCUAUUUUUUUUCUCCCGUUCUCCCUACACUCAAUCCGCAGCCGCGCCGCCAGCAGUCCAGCCGCGCCGCCAACGGUCCAGCCACGGCCUCCCCCCCCCCCCCCCCCCUUCCUAGCCUGCGACUCACCGAUUCUCGGAUCUCUUUUGAGAAAUCAUGAGGAUGAGGUGGAUCAUUUAUUCUUUCAGUGUAGCAAGACUAAACCAAUCUGGUCUUAUUUUAUGGGUCUUUUUGGGAUACAUUUUCCCAAUAAUACUAACACGAUAAGGCAGAUAUUAAUCUUGUGGUGGUUGAAAGCAGAUGGUCAGGCUAUGGGAGGUGCUAUGCUCAGAGAUGAAGGUGGGAGAAUGGUGGCUGGUCUUCGAUUUCCGAUUCAAGCUGCGUCGCCCCUGGAAGCAGAGCUGAGGGCCAUCUUUUACGCCUUACAAUGGGUGAUUCAGGUUGGAUUUGUAAAACUUCAUGUGGAAUCUGAUUGUAGGGAGGCUAUCUUGAUUUUGUUGGGAAAGGAGGCUCGAUUUUGGAAAGAGGAGUUUCAGGCAAUCCUUCUUAAUUUAGGAAAUAAGGCUAUUUCGUUCGGACAUGUAAAACGGGAGGGUAAUUGGCCAGCCCAUUACUUGGCAAAGGAAAAAUCGGCCCAAUUAGAAAUAUUUUCAAGUCCAAGAGAUCUUCCUAUAUCAGCUAGACGGGCUUACUUUAUGGACUUCUAUGGACUUCCUUCUUUUAGAUUUCUUAACUAAUAUAAUUCAAUUGGGUAAGGAGUGGACCCCCCAAUUUCUUCUUUCUUUUUUAAUUUUUGUCGUUUGGUCAAUUGUUGCUUGUUUUGUAUCUCGAAUGGGUAUGCCCAUUCUAAAGAGGUUUUGGUCUAGUCCCCCUCUUUUUUGUAAAUUAUUUCUUAUUCAAUAAUACAACGGCAAAUGUUCCCCGGCAAAAAAAAAAAAAAAAAAAAAAGACAAAUCUUGAUCUUAAUAUUCCAUUUUUAGAUGCACAUUUAGAUACGUGUGUAUGUAUGGUUGAUUCAUGUGCAUGCCUUUUUCACAGUUCACGUUUCACAUAGUUCACAACAAAUAUUACAUGCCAUGUGUUCAC